Molecule: messenger RNA, 1762 nt
Organism: Toxotes jaculatrix (banded archerfish)
Lineage: Eukaryota; Metazoa; Chordata; Actinopteri; Toxotidae
Gene: cbx2
Product: chromobox homolog 2 (Drosophila Pc class)
Exons: 5
Coding region: 2-1606 (534 amino acids)
Biological process (GO): negative regulation of transcription by RNA polymerase II
Cellular component (GO): heterochromatin; PRC1 complex
Source: RefSeq, a predicted model, not a curated record
CAUGGAGGAGCUGAGCGCCGUUGGAGAGCAGGUUUUUGAUGCGGAAUGCAUUUUAAACAAACGACUGAAAAAGGGAAAGUUGGAGUUUCUGGUGAAGUGGAGGGGAUGGUCAUCUAAACACAACAGCUGGGAGCCGCAAGAAAACAUCCUUGACCCAAGACUGUUGGCUGCAUUCAACAAGAAAGAGCAAGAAAAAGAGCUCCUGAUGCGUAAGAGAGGAAAAAGGCCAAGAGGACGGCCGCGAAAAAUUCUUGAAAAUGUGCCCGAAGCUCCAAAAUCAAGCAGCUCUUCAUCUGGCUCAUCAUCAUCUUCCUCAGAUUCCUCAUCCUCAUGCUCCUCCUCUUCGUCCUCAUCAGAGGACGAUGACGAAGACAGCGGCGCUAAGCAGGCCAACCCGGGCGUCAGAACACGAGACCUUCACCCUGUCCCUCAGAAGAAGGCGCAGAUUGUUGUGGCUAAACAGGAGCCCCCCAAAAAACGAAGCAGGAAACCCCUGGCCCCCGAAGUGAAGGAAUUUCAGCAGAACAAGGGCCCUCGCAAAAUCCUAAAGACGUCCAAAGACACGGAUCUUCCAGGAGCAAUCAAAAAGCCGGUUCACCCAGCAAGCUUCACCUUCAUGGGUUUCCAUCGGGGCUCAGCUAGGGAUACAGCGGGUAGUCCGAACAGGAGCUCUGUGGCCCAGGGUGGGGCUGUUAAAAACUCCAUGAGCUCUGUGGGAUCUGGCAGAUCAGUCCAGCCUGCCCCCCCCUCCCUGAACAAAUCCACCCAGAGCGAAAAUGUCACAGAGGAUAAACUGUCCAUCUCCAGUAUGAGCAGUGGGACAAGUCUGGAUUUGAAAGCAGUUGCUGGUAAAUCAAAAGGGGUCGCAGCGCUGAAUUUGAAUACAUCCAAACACCCCAUUCAAGGAACCACUCAGCAUACACUAAGCUCCCCCAAUGGACAAAAAAAGCCCCAGGGCCCUGUGUCAGCACUGCAGCGGAUACCCAAUAAUAAAGCAGUGGCCUCUGUACCAUCUAAGAAUGCCUCCUCCAAUCAAGUUUCUGGACCUCAGCCGCUCAACCUUCAGAGCAAAUCAGUGCAAAGCAACGAUGCCCCUGGAAAUGGCACUACCACAGUGUCAGGCCUGAGAAAUGCCACAAACCAAGCAAGGAAGACCACCGUCACACAAACUCAGGAGUAUAAUCCUCCUAAGAGUCCAGCGACCGCUGGAAGACUGCAGACCCGAAAGAACCAGCCAGGAGCCGAUAAGGUCAAGGAGGCGACUGAAGUCCAGACCUCUAGAGUCCAAGGCAGGCUGGAGAAGAGCAGUGUGCAUAAAUCCUCCACAGAGGUCCAGAGCCAGCAAGACAGAUCGGUCUACAAAGAUGGCAAAAAAGCCAAGAUGAACGACAUGAGCACAGGCGAAGAGGAGAGCAGCUCAGACUCCGACCAGGAUUCUUCCUACACCGGACAGGAUCGUUCGGUAGUGGUCCAGAACCAGGACUGGAAGCCCACACGCAGUCUGAUAGAGCAUGUGUUUGUAACAGAUGUUACUGCUAAUCUAGUUACUGUCACAGUCAAGGAGUCACCGACCAGUGUGGGAUUCUUCAGCAUUCGCAACUACUGACAGGAUUCAAGACUCUGCAAACCAGAUGGUCUGUGAAGCAAACAGAUGGGAUUUGGGUUCUGAAGGAAGUAGGUAAACCUCUGGCAGGACAAUUCCUGAGAAACACAUCAGGGAAUGGAGGUCAAAUCGCUCUUCAUUUUCUUUCAGUAAAAGACA